UUAUUGUAGGCAGCAAUUUGAAACAUGAAGACUAUGAUUCUACUGUUUUGCCUUCUAGGAUCAACUCAGUCAUUACCACAGCUCAAACCUGCUUUGGGACUCCCUCCCACAAAACUGGCUCCGGAUCAGGGAACACUACCAAACCAACAGCAGUCAAAUCAGGUCUUUCCUUCUUUAAGUCUGAUACCAUUAACACAGAUGCUCACACUGGGGCCAGAUCUGCAUCUGUUAAAUCCUGCUGCAGGAAUGACACCUGGUACCCAGGCCCACCCAUUGACCCUGGGAGUGUUGAAUUUACAACAGCAACUGCAACCACAUAUGUUACCAAUUUUUGUCACACAACUUGGAGCCCAGGGCACUAUCCUAAGCUCAGAGGAGUUGCCACAAAUCUUCACGAGCCUCAUCAUCCAUUCCUUGUUCCCGGGAGGCAUCCUGCCCACCAGUCAGGCAGGGGCUAAUCCAGAUGUCCAGGAUGGAAGCCUUCCAGCAGGACAAGCAGGUGUAAAUCCUGCCAUCCAGGGAACCCCAGCCGGCCGCCUCCCAACUCCCAGUGGCACAGAUGAUGAUUUUGCAGUGACCACCCCUGCAGGCAUCCAAAGGAGCACACAUGCCACCGAGGAAACCACCACAGAAUAACCAAAUGGAAUUCAGUAAGCUGUUUCAAAUUUUUUCAACUAAGCUGCCUUGAAUUUGGUGAUACAUGUGAAUCUUUAUCAUUG
Cercocebus atys (sooty mangabey) is the source of this 719-nucleotide messenger RNA. It is a transcript of the gene AMTN, whose product is annotated as amelotin. The transcript has 8 exons. Gene Ontology annotation, cellular component: cell-cell junction; basement membrane. Gene Ontology annotation, biological process: positive regulation of enamel mineralization; odontogenesis of dentin-containing tooth. The coding region runs from base 25 to 636 and encodes 203 amino acids. The record is from RefSeq and is a predicted model, not a curated record. NCBI's taxonomy places the organism in Eukaryota, Metazoa, Chordata, Mammalia, Primates, Cercopithecidae.